AUGGAAGACAUAUCUUCCAAACAGGUGGACUGUCUGGUGAAAGUCGGGCUCCGGGACCGGGUUGUCCUCCCCGCCAGCGAUGAAUUCGUCGCACGGAUUGAUUCGUACUUCAACAACAGUGCGAAGCUAAAGCCGGCGUGUAUCCUGAUGCCACAAACGACAGCCGAGAUUGCGAUUGCCAUCAAGGCGCUGGUCCAUGGGGAUCAAAAGUUCGCCAUACGCUCGGGAGGGAGCAACUUCUGGCCCAGCAACAAUAUCGAUGGCGGCGUCACCAUCGACCUCGGAUGCAUGCAAGCUACCGAGUAUGAUCCCGAGAGUGAGACAGUCGUGAUCGGUGCGGGGGUCCUCGCCGGCCAGAUUUAUGAAAGGCUCGCCAAGCACGAACGGGCUGUAGGAGCAGCGCGAGAGGCCACCGUUGGCAUUGCUGGGCUCGCUUUGACCGGCGGUAUCACACUCUUCACGGGCCGUCAUGGCUUCGCAUGUGACCAGGUUGUUUCUUACGAGGUAGUGCUAGCCGACGGUCGUAUCGUGGUUGCCAAUGCCGCGGGGGAGCACGCGGAUCUAUUCAAGGCUCUCAAGGGGGGCGGCAAUAAUUUUGGAAUCGUCACGCACUUCACCAUGCAUGCUUGGCCGUGCAGCACAGUUUGGGGCGGCGGGGUCAUCCUCCCAAAGGAAAUCUUUCCUAAAGCAGCAGAUGCCAUAGUCGACUUCGUCAAGGGGGUCCCAGAUGAUCCAGAUACUAAUCUGGUCUGUAUGUUGUGCAAACUUACACCAGAGCCCGUGACCAUCAUUGCCUCCUUGUACGCUAACGUGGCUGGCGUGGAAAAGCCACCGAUCUUAGACAAGUGGCUAGCGUUUCCGGAGGUCUGGAAAUCAUAUAAGAAGGAUAACCUUCUUGGGCUCUUGGAGACCACUGAACAGGCAAAGAAUUACUAUGGUAAUUGGUUCACCAUGUGUUUCAAGAACGAUGCUUCUAUCAUAAUGAAAGCGGCUGAGCUACAUGAUGCUCUGGUGGAGGAGUUACAGGAUCAUAUUGAAGACGGUGACUUCAAGACGCAGUGUGUAUUCCAGCCGCUUCCGCUUGCGUUUAUCCAGAGAUCUGUUGAAGCGGGUGGAAACAUCAUGGGCCUUGAACAACACGACAGUGAUGGGAUUAUUUGGGGCUUUCAUGUCAUGGUACGCACGCCGGAGCUAGAGCUUUGGGCUUUGCCUCGCGCGCGACGGGUUUACGAGCGCUUGCGGGAGUUUGCUAUGUCGGCCGAUGGUCUCCUGAGCUGGGUUACCGCCAAUUAUGCGCACCCCACGCAAGAGGUCUUUCAGAACUACGGCAAGGGUAAUGUUGAGAAAAUCAGAGAGGUGGCUGCCAAGUACGAUCCUGAUGGUGUUUUUCAGUACUUGUGUCCUGGUGGUUUCAAGAUCUCGUCUGUCCUAGAUUGA
Molecule: messenger RNA, 1437 nt
Organism: Lachnellula hyalina
Lineage: Eukaryota; Fungi; Ascomycota; Leotiomycetes; Helotiales; Lachnaceae
Product: Bifunctional solanapyrone synthase
Exons: 3
Coding region: 1-1437 (478 amino acids)
Molecular function (GO): FAD binding
Source: RefSeq, a predicted model, not a curated record